AUGAAUUUUUUAUGCUUGUUAACUUUUGUUUUAUGUAUUAUUUCAUCAAAUUUUAUACUUUCAACGACAAAUAUUAGACUUUUGGAUUGUGAAAACUCUGGUAUGGAGUAUGUUGAAGUUUCUGGAAUGAAUUGUUUAAUGGAUAGAAAUUUUUAUGAAGAAGAUGUUAAAAUUGUUACAUACGAUCGUUUUAAUGAUAGAUGUUUGGUUUCAAAUGAAAGGGUUCUUGUGUCAAAAGAUUAUGUUAUUAUUUUGUCUACCAAUGAAUCUUACUAUAUUAAUUCACCACAAUGGUCUGAUAUUCCAUCAUGUUUUAAUAACAUUACAAAAUAUCAAGUAUCUUAUUUAUUUGAGAAUAUGUUUCUUUUAAGAAAAUUAGAGAGUAUUAAAAAAGCUGUUGGAGUUGGUGGUGAAGAAUUGUUUGAAAAAAUUUGUAAUAAUAUUAACUAUAAAUUGGUUAAUUUUUCAUCUAAUAGUCGUGAAGAACAUAGAAAUAUUAUAAGAAAUUUUUUAAGAAGAUUUGAUGUUGAUGGAUAUGUAUUUAAUAAUAAAGGUUAUUCAAAAAAAUGUAAAAUUGUUCAGGGAAUUAAGAAGUAUGAAAAAAAAGAAGUAUUUGGGAAAUGUUAUAAAGAAAUGCCUAUAAUUGUGGAUGGACAAAUAAAAUUUACUAGUAAUAUGAUUGAUAUUCAAAAUAUAGGAACUCUUGUAGAUUGCGCAACAAAAAUACCUUUAUUUUAUGAAAAUAAUCAGAAUGAUUAUAUUGAAGAUAACAUAGAAUGUUCAACCACUUUUGAUUCAACUAAAUUUGAUUUUAAAGAAUAUUCUUUGGUUAUUUUUUCAGUUUUAGCAACAUUUCAAUUAUUCAGUAUCAUAAUAUUUAUUUUUGCAACAAUUUCAUAUUUUAAAAAAUAUAAUCAAUUAAAUAAGUUAAAAAAAUUAAAUAGAGAAGUAUCUUUGAUUCUAUUUAGUAAAAGUAAUUCUCUUUGUAAAGCGAGAAACAAUACAAAUUCCAUUCAAUAUUUGUAA
Messenger RNA from Strongyloides ratti, 1026 nucleotides. RefSeq lists its product as hypothetical. Bases 1 to 1026 code for a protein of 341 amino acids. The record is from RefSeq and is a predicted model, not a curated record. The transcript has a single exon. NCBI's taxonomy places the organism in Eukaryota, Metazoa, Nematoda, Chromadorea, Rhabditida, Strongyloididae.